CCCUAAUAUUUUCUUGACUAUCUAUCUGGCAAGAGAACAAAAGGCAAGACUAAUUUGCGACUAUGUAAAUGAACUAUAUAAUUCAAAUGGAGUGAAGUUAAGCAAUGAUCUAUAUUUGGUUGUUUCUGUGCUUAUAUCGUAAGUGCUCGCGAAAAAGUAUUAAGCUUUCUUUCGAUUUGUAGGGCACCAAGGUUCAAGACUUGGAAGCAAUAUAGUGUUGUUGAAGAUACCUUUAUAAAGAAUUACACAUCAGAUGCCCUUGAUGUGAUUCUCGGCCAAGAUAACGAAUAUGACGAAUAUGACGAUUAGGAGUAUGAAUGGCCCAACAAGAAGCUGUCUACUUGCGUCCUGAAGUCGGACUUCACUUGCUUUGUCGACGGUGCCGAUGGCAACUGUCUGAGCUUUUCAUUGCUGAAGUGAAAUUCCCUUUACGAAAUCGCAAUAGCAAUGAUUUCGUAAAGUUGGAUUUAACGAUGAAGCAAAUGCUUGACAAACUGGUGAAGUCUGGCCUUGACUCCCCUGUUGUUGCCGGUCUGCAUGUGGAUGGCUUCAACUGCUAUAUUUAUGAAAUGGAACUGAACCAUAAAGCAGUCUAUAAGAUGCUGGAGGUGGGAAGUUUCACACCUCUAAUAAAUGAAGCCGACUUCCCCUCAUCAAGGACAUGCUCGAAGCGAUCCUGACAGUCAAGGCUAUGAUCAUCAAGACAUUGAAAGAGAUAUAUGCCAAAGAGCAGUCAGACACAAAGUUGCUUCCUCUGGCUUGCUUCAAUAAUCAAUAAACAUAACUUUUAAAAAUUA
Molecule: messenger RNA, 797 nt
Organism: Gilbertella persicaria
Lineage: Eukaryota; Fungi; Mucoromycota; Mucoromycetes; Mucorales; Choanephoraceae
Exons: 3
Coding region: 318-680 (120 amino acids)
Source: RefSeq, a predicted model, not a curated record